AUGACCACCCGGAAGAGCGUGAACACGUCUGUAGUGCCUAGUGAGGACUGCCGCUAUUACAGCCAACUUUGCGUGGAUAGCUCUUCCUUCCUUCCACUGAGUAAUGUCCCCAGUACAAGCCCCGGCAGCAGGAUGACCACCCGGAAGAGCGUGAACACGCAACUUCAGCAACAGCAGGCAGAGUUGGAAGUGCACCAGAGAGAUGGCUUGUCAUCAUACGACUUAUCUCAGGUCCCUGUCCCCAACCUACCAGCUGGUGUUCACGAGACCGGGAAGUCUGUGGAGAAGGCAGAUACUAUCUUCUCCCAGGAAAGAGACCCCCGCUUUGCUGAGAUGUUUGCAGGAAUCAGUGCAUCGGAGAAGAAGAUGAUGAGCUCAGCCUCUGCAGCAGGGAGCCAGCAGAUCUACCCUCAAGGAAGCCCAUUCCCCGCCGGACACUCGGGGAAGGCCUUCAGCUCUUCAGUGGUCCAUGUGCCUGGAGUGAACGAUAUUCAGUCCUCCUCUUCAACAGGCCAGAACAUGUCCCAAAUCUCCCGACAGCUGAACCAGAGUCAGGUGGCAUGGACAGGGAGUCGUCCACCCUUCCCAGGACAGCAAAUCCCAUCUCAGUCCAGCAAGACUCAGUCAUCUCCCUUUGGGAUUGGAACGAGCCACACCUACCCGGCAGACCCCUCUUCCUACAGUCCUCUCUCCAGCCCGGCUACAUCCUCACCAAGUGGGAAUGCCUACUCCAGUCUCGCCAACAGGACUCCAGGGUUCGCUGAAAGUGGACAAAGUAGCGGGCAGUUCCAGGGGCGGCCCUCGGAAGUCUGGUCGCAGUGGCAAAGCCAGCACCAUGGUCAGCAGAGCGGUGAGCAGCACUCCCACCAGCAGCCCGGUCAGACUGAAGUGUUCCAGGACAUGCUGCCCAUGCCAGGAGACCCAACCCAGGGGACUGGCAACUAUAACAUCGAAGACUUUGCCGACCUGGGCAUGUUUCCACCAUUUUCUGAAUAGCUGCGGGCAGAGCAAGGCUCCCGCCAUACAGUGCCACCCAUGCUGUGACGCUGCCUGUGUGAACGGGUCCCCCUCUGCCCUGCCUGCCCUGCACAGGAGCCCCCACCAGAGGCCAUCUCACCCCCCUGUGUCCCCUCGGGCACAGAAGUGCUCAGCUCUCGCCUGCAGCCAUGGCUGCCUGGCCACUGACCAGGGGCCCUGGUAGACAUGCGGGGAUCACUUGUAUCUAUUGUACUCUACCUGCGUGUGCUCAGGAGGUGAGCCCACUGGGUCCUCAAAUUUGGGUGUGAAUAAUCUUCUAAUAGACCAUUUACACCUAUAAAAUUUCAGUUAACGCCCAGAGUGACCAGGAGCACCAGCAGCCUGCCCAGGAUGCUGAAGUCAGG
Molecule: messenger RNA, 1382 nt
Organism: Galeopterus variegatus (Sunda flying lemur)
Lineage: Eukaryota; Metazoa; Chordata; Mammalia; Dermoptera; Cynocephalidae
Product: aryl hydrocarbon receptor nuclear translocator 2-like
Exons: 8
Coding region: 1-996 (331 amino acids)
Biological process (GO): regulation of transcription by RNA polymerase II
Cellular component (GO): nucleus; aryl hydrocarbon receptor complex
Molecular function (GO): RNA polymerase II cis-regulatory region sequence-specific DNA binding; DNA-binding transcription factor activity, RNA polymerase II-specific
Source: RefSeq, a predicted model, not a curated record